AUGACGGGCGACCCGCCGGUGUCCUGCAGCUUCUGGAUACCACGAAUAAAGAAUCUCCUCUGGCCAGAAGCAUUGCAAUCAGGGAGCAUACAGAAACUCUGCGGGUUCUUAAAUAGGCUCGUCAAGGUGGAACCCUGCAGUGCUGGUGUUGAGGCUGAGUACAGUGUUGGAGCGGUUGUGUAUCGCAUGUCUGGUAACGAUAUCGAAGGCUUCAUCGCUUGUGAAUCUUGCUACGAGCUGUACGUAGCGGGUACCGCUUUUGAAGGUAGGUUCUGCCAAGAGACUCUACAGAGUCCACUUACUACCGUUUGUCAUAUGGGAUACCCAUACACUCGUCAGUCUGUGGCCAGGUUUGCUAAGUUCGAUAACUGGGAUGCAUUCGUGGAGGGAGCCUAUGAACGUUUAAUACAACAAGAGUGUACAGGCACGGCUAUUCAGGCGGACAGCCGAGAGUGGCUUGAGCUCCGUCCCGGCGUGGCGGAUUUGUUCGCCGCUUGUAAGACUUGCUACAUGGACUUCUUGGCCAACGAGGCUUUCGCCAAUGAAUACAUAUCGUCAGUGCCACCAACAGGCCCGAACUAUCAAUGGUCUUGCGCUCUUAGUCAAUCAUCAGUCAAAUGGGCGCUGGAAGCUGCCAUAUCACGGCAAGAUCACCCCAUCUUUGUCGGGGCCGUUAGAACCAUCAGCGGUUUGUCGCCUUGUACGUCGGCCGGCAUCACAGGUGGACGUUUCUACCCGUCGGCGCUGCGAUAUGAACGGCUAUGUCAGAAGCUCUACGAGGCCAAUUACACGGGGAACUUCAAUGCCUUUUCCAAUUUUGCGGUAAAGUUCUGUCAAGUCCCUCUUUGUCCUCGCAUCGGCGCUUUGCAAAACGUCAGGUGGUGGGGUUACGAGGGUUUGCUCUUUUGUGAGGAAUGCUAUUACGACUUCGUAUCCGCAACGACCCUAGGUAAUGCCAUGCCUAUAAAUGGAGUAUUUUAUAAGGAAUAUCAGAUGUGUCAAAUCUGGUCGCCACGGAUGCGUGAAAUGUGGAAACAAGUCUGCGAGGCCGGGUCGCCUGGAUCUGUGGAGUCAGAUAUCGCGCUAGAAGAGUUGAAGGCAUUUGCGGCUCAAAACAUGAGCAUAUAUGACCAAACAAUACGGCAGAUUGAGUUUUUAAAACAGAUGCAGCAAAUCAAGAACCGGGAGGCAGCAUUUCAGGGAGUUAUGACUAUGCAGUAUCAGGGGAUAUCAGGGAUCGCGUCGUGGGGGUCCCGUGAUCCUUAUAAAUAUGGGAAUACCUCCAUGGGAUGGUGGGAUAAUAGAUUCGGUGCCGAGGCAAGUAAGCGCCUUAACGUUAUGAGCAGCGGGUUUCGAGAUGUAAAUAAUAUAUCACGGGAGAUAGUGAGGCUGAGAGGUAUUUGGGAAACAGUAGAGUAA
Messenger RNA from Fusarium verticillioides 7600, 1419 nucleotides. RefSeq lists its product as hypothetical. The record is from RefSeq and is a predicted model, not a curated record. The transcript has 2 exons. The coding region runs from base 1 to 1419 and encodes 472 amino acids. NCBI's taxonomy places the organism in Eukaryota, Fungi, Ascomycota, Sordariomycetes, Hypocreales, Nectriaceae.